This is a messenger RNA of Hypanus sabinus (Atlantic stingray), 2863 nucleotides long. It is a transcript of the gene morf4l1, whose product is annotated as mortality factor 4 like 1. Gene Ontology annotation, biological process: regulation of DNA-templated transcription; chromatin organization. Gene Ontology annotation, cellular component: NuA4 histone acetyltransferase complex; nucleus. The transcript is spliced from 13 exons. The record is from RefSeq and is a predicted model, not a curated record. The coding region runs from base 143 to 1144 and encodes 333 amino acids. Lineage: Eukaryota; Metazoa; Chordata; Chondrichthyes; Myliobatiformes; Dasyatidae.
CCUGGCGGCGGGGCGAGACCGGACCGCGAUUAUGGUCGGGGCAGAGAAGGGCUGGACAGGCAGUCGGAUUUAGCACCGAAGACGCGGCUUGACUUGAUGGCUCCGAAACCGGACCCGAGACCCAAGUUUCAAGAAGGUGCUGAUGGACUUGCUGUCUUUUAAUAAAACAGAAUAUGCUGGAAUCAGUCAGCAUCUUUGGAGAGAGGAAGGUGAACGUGUCUUGUGUUUCCAUGGGCCAUUGCUUUACGAGGCUAAGUGCGUAAAAGUUGCUAUAAAGGACAAGCAAGUGAAAUACUUCAUACAUUAUAGUGGCUGGAAUAAGAAUUGGGAUGAAUGGGUUCCAGAAAGCAGAGUGCUGAAGUAUGUGGACACAAACCUGCAAAAGCAGAAAGAACUACAAAAGGCUAAUCAAGAGCAAUGGGCAGAGGGCAAGAUGAGGGGCGCUGCACCAGCCAAGAAGGCUUCCACCAUGCAACAAAAGAAUGUUGAAAUAAAAACAAAGAAGAAUAAACAGAAAGCCCCCACAGCUGGUGAUGGAAGUGGCACCAGUGAAACUCCACAACCACCCAGGAAGAAAAGGGCAAGAGUGGACCCCACAAUGGAAAGUGAGGAGACAUUCAUGAACAGGGUUGAAGUAAAGGUCAAAAUUCCAGAGGAACUGAAACCAUGGCUUGUAGAUGAUUGGGACUUGAUCACUCGUCAAAAACAGCUGUUUCACUUGCCUGCUAAAAAGAAUGUUGACACUGUUCUGGAAGAGUAUGCCAACUACAAAAAGUCACGAGGGAACACCGAUAAUAACAAGGAAUAUGCUGUAAAUGAAGUAGUUGCAGGAAUAAAAGAAUACUUCAACGUGAUGUUGGGGACCCAACUGCUGUACAAGUUUGAGCGGCCACAAUAUGCAGAGAUCCUGGCUGAUCAUCCUGAUGCAUCUAUGGCACAGAUCUAUGGAGCUCCACAUCUCCUUCGUUUGUUUGUGCGAAUAGGGGCAAUGCUUGCCUACACACCUUUGGAUGAGAAGAGCUUGGCCUUGCUGCUAAAUUACUUGCAUGAUUUCUUGAAGUACUUGGUGAAAAACGCCUCAAGUCUCUUCAGUUCAAGUGAUUAUGAAGUGGCACCACCAGAAUAUCACCGGAAAGCUGUGUGAUUUCACAACCUGUGAUUUCAUCCCUUGGUAAUUGAUAUCUUUCUGCAUUUAACUUUUUUUUUGUACAGGUUUGUUUUAAACCGAUUAGCAAUGCCACAGUUGUUUCCACUGGCACCUGCAGCAAUGAAGUCCCAGAUAUAAUCUGUAAACCAUUUUAGUGGGUUAUUACUAUUGAUGGUUAUUCAUCUAGUGGAAAUCCUUUUUUUGGGUAGUGGGCAAAGUCAGUGUAGAGUAAACCAAAUAAAGUUCCUGAAUGAUUUGGUUUUAUCCUCGGAUAGAAGCAUUAAAGACAUUUUUAAUCAUGGUUCUUUUGUAAACACCCAGUUUUAUUUGUAUGUGCCCUGGUUUUGGAUGAGUUCCAUAAUGGGCAAAAACAAGGUUAUCAUUUCCCAGCACUUGAUUAUAUAAGAAAAAUUUUAACUGUCUCAUGUGCUGCAUGUGAAUUUUUUAUCCUGUUGUGGACAAUGCAUUUAAGAGUUGGGAUUUUUGUUUGCGAAAACACACAACUGAGUGCUUGACACCAAUGGAGAAUGAGUGCGAUUUCCAUUCCUAAGCGAAAGGGAGUUUUGAAAAGCAAUUUGGCAGGAAAGAAGAAACACUUUUCUUCCUCCUACCCUGAAGACACUAAUCUCAGCAGCUUGCUCUCCAUGUCAUACUGACCUGGCUUGUGUAUCAUCACAUAGACAGCUGGGAUGCAACAUCCAUGGUCGACCUCGACCACCAGAGGGCCUCACGGGUGCAGCAGCACUGCACACUUUUGAGUUGUGCUCCCUCAUUAUUCUACAAUGGUCAUUUUUCAUGUAUGUGAACUAUAUCAUGGGCACACAAAACCAGCUCCAAAGUCUUUCAACAGCAUUUGUGUCAAAGCCCAGGUUGGCAGUCAGCUAUGGCUACUUGGGUUCCAGUUAGCCCAGAAUGGGAAGUUUUUCCUGCUGUGUCUUAACCUACAUAACAGUUAGUCUGUGCAACCCACAAGCUCAUUAGGGAAGGGUGAUGUGUUGUUUCCUCAAACUUUGUACAGAACUAAAUUGCAUUGAAACUUUUGCCGGUUAACCAGAGCUUACUUUGCUGAAAGUCUUACUAUAGUGUUGCAGCAGAUAACCGAUCAACCUCCUCGCCAGACUGCAUAGAGGGCAACAAGGAUCAGAAAAUCGGCACCGCAGUAGGGGAGUUGGACAGAGCAGUCUAAUUAUUGUACCUCCAUUCCUGCACAAACUGUACAUAGAAAGCCCUUGUGGCCGUCAGUGACAAUGAGAUCACCAGGAAGGACAAAGUGGGAGAUUCUACCAUAAAAAUAACAUGCCAUCCCUGGUACAUCUGGCUUUGUACAGAAAGCUGGGCUGUCACUCUACAUCACUUCAAUAAAAGGAUCUUUUCUGGAGCCAAUCUUCCAAAGAUGCAGAGUUAUGUAAUAUAAUCUUGUGGUUUUUUUUAGAUUCUUACUUGCAUUUGUAUUUGACAAUGUUGUACAAUAUUCAAACUUCUGUUCAUUUUUUUUUAUACAAUCUGGUGCAAGCAAUCUAUGGACUUUUCAAAGUCUGUUUUUGUGCAUUGAAGACUGGGCAGUUUGGAGAACUUGUACCCCAUACAUGGAAGUUUCAGUCUAAUGAUCACCUUCAGUGAGAAUCAGAACUCAGUGAAAGAGAAUGGCUUGUUGUUUGUGUAUAUAAAAAGAUUGCAUCCUUGUGUUUGUAUAUUCCAUUAAAAUGUUGAACGAUG